Molecule: messenger RNA, 2408 nt
Organism: Phragmites australis (common reed)
Lineage: Eukaryota; Viridiplantae; Streptophyta; Magnoliopsida; Poales; Poaceae
Product: calmodulin-binding protein 60 C-like
Exons: 9
Coding region: 383-2056 (557 amino acids)
Biological process (GO): regulation of salicylic acid biosynthetic process
Cellular component (GO): nucleus
Molecular function (GO): calmodulin binding; DNA-binding transcription factor activity; sequence-specific DNA binding
Source: RefSeq, a predicted model, not a curated record
UUUCCUGUAAAGUAAAAUAAAAGAUCCAUCUUGGAACAAAUGAGAAAUCAAAGAAACUGUCGAGAUGCACGCGGUUCUACUUUUCCUACGUUCAACUUCCGGGAAAGCGUGUGGGAAGACAACGCACAACACUCCGCUUCUUCUCCACAUCUUUACAAUCCAUUCAGUAGUGCAUUGUCUGAAUUUUCUUGGAACAUUCUACUCUGCUCUCUGGUCUGUGAAGGAAAAGGAUACCUGCCAAGUUCGUUAGUCAAAGGAAGAUUGCAGGAGUUUUCUCGUCCUGCCUCCAUCUUAUAGGCUAGCGUUUCCACAAGAAGAAAACACGGCUCCAUCGUUCCACAAUCCAUUACUAUCUCAUCACAGCGUCCGCAGCUCCCGGGCAAUGUGUCUACCUCGGCAUCGGGAUCGGGAGGAGAAUGACGACGGUGGCGAAGGAUCCCGCCGAUCACCACCGGCGAAGCGGCCCCGGUGCUCCUGCAGCUUCGAUGACAGGCAGAUGGAGCUGCUCGAGGAGAUGCGAAGAAUGCUACAGGGGCAAAACGAGAAGAUCGAAUUCAUGUAUAGGGAGAAUCAAGAGCUCCGCGAAAAAGUUUCCUUCCUAACGGCAAAUUUAAGUAGACUUGGCGGCUACCUCCAGCAAUCUCCUGCCCCUAGGAUGUUAUCUGAUAAUAACUGCAGUAUACCUCGUCGAUUACAAUUCGUGAAUUCAUGCAGUAACGAUAAGUACUCAACACGUAAUAUAGAAGCAGAUGAUAAGAACCUCCUUAAGGUAGCUAUAUAUGAUCAUAACAACAACAUCAUAACAUGUGAACCAUUUUCUUCAAUGAGAGUUCACAUUGUAGCCAUUCAUGGUGACUUUGACGAUGACCAUAAAGGACAAUGGACUGAACAGUACUUUCGUAGUAAAAUAGUAACUGGGCGACCUGGAAAAGAACAUUUGCUCUCUGGGAGUCUGUAUUUUAGGCUGCAAGAUGGUGUGGGUUAUCUCAACAGUGCCAAAUUUCAAGAUAAUUCCAGUUUUGUUCCGAGCAAAAGGUUCAAGUUGGGGGUCGUGGCUGCUGAUGUAAGAAUCUCAGAAAGAAUUCAAGAAGGAAUAACUGAAUCUUUUGCUGUCAAGGACAUACGAGGAUUCUCAACAAAGAAGAGUGGCAAUCCAACCCCACGUGAUGCUGUAUAUAAACUGAGUAGGAUCGCAAUGAACGGCGAUAGGCACAAGUUAUUAGAGCAGAAUGGUAUCAAGACGGUGGGGGAUCUUUUACGUUUCUACAGUAGAAGUCCAGAAGAUCUGCGCAAAAUUAUGGGAAAGAUUUCUGACCAAGAUUGGGAUAAGAUCAUUAAUCAUGCUCAUAAGUGCAAUCCAAGGCCAGGAAUUUACUCUAGUUGCAUUCAAGAGAGGAAUGUAUCUCACGACAAUGAGCCAUUUUCUAGAAGCAAUGCCAGUUUAUACCUUGAGGGAUCAUGCUCAGUGCAACGAAGUCCGACAAUACAAAAGCAACUUGAUGUCCAUGUAGCUCACCAGCAAAAUUUGACAACAUAUAACGGAAUAUCAUCUGGUGCAUCAACAGAAAAAGUGUCAGAGGAACUUGAGGGCAUCCAAGUUGCCGACCAGCAAGUUUCAUCCGUAGGAAAUGGGAUUCAUACCUUGGAAGGGUCUAGCUCACAGCAACAACGUUCCUUGGAGCUCAACGUAACACCUGAAGGGAAUGGAGUGUUACCCCGUAAUCAAUCUCCAUUUGACAUUGACGCGCUGCUAGAUCUGGAAAACUUCUCUGGAGACGAUUCGUGGGGCAAUUUUGAUUUCGGUGAAACAGGUCUGGGAGGUUCCUGCAAUUCAGUUGAGCAUAGUGGGGGACCUUCAUCUAUCAAUGAAGCACGUAAUAUGAGCUAUGGCGGACUUUCAGCUGCCAGUGAAGCAGGUAGUGUAAGUUAUGACGUACUUUCACCUUUCAGUGAAGUGGCUAGUAGAAGCUACAGGAAAUUUCGACCAACACGGAUCAGAAAAGCAGGUGGUGUAAGCUAUGAAAGUACAGAUUUCAGGGCUGAAGACGAAUGCUAACCAUUUUUGAGACCAAUGCUGAGAUCAUGGAUGCUUCAUAUAUUAGUUCAAAGUGACUGCAGUUUGCGGAACUGCUUUCACAUCUAGUUGUGUGAAGAUGAUGGAGCAGGAGAAGCUGGAAUAGUUUUUAUUUUUGAGAGGAGAAGCUGGAAUAGUUGAUCAUGAAGAUUAAGUUGAAAUUAAGGAAUUUGAACAUGGCUAGAAACCCGGGGUGAUAUGAAUGUUGUCUGGUUUUCUGGGGUUCCCAUUAUUUACUGCCUGCGUGCAUUCUGCUAUCUGAAUUGUUGAUGCUACUUUGUACUCCCUUCGUCUAUUUAUGUAAGAUAUAUUUUAUUUGAAAAAGUUAAAUUUU